GCCGCCUGCAGGGACCUGCUCAGUCCUUUCCUAGUGUGCAGGAAGCGCAGUCCCGGCCGGCGCAAAGGGGCCGCUCAGCAGGGGCCGCACCGGCAGGAUGGUGUGUGCUCGGGCGGCCCUCGGUCCUGGCGCGCUCUGGGCGGCGGUGUGGGGAGUCCUGCUGCUCACCGCCGCCGCGGAGGCGCAGCGCGGCCGGAAGAAGGUCGUGCACGUGCUGGAGGGGGAGUCGGGCUCCGUGGUGGUGCAGACGGCGCCAGGGCAGGUGGUUAGCCACCGAGGUGGCACCAUCGUCUUGCCCUGCCGCUACCACUACGAGGCAGCCGCUCACGGCCACGAUGGCGUCCGCCUCAAAUGGACCAAGGUGGUGGACCCGCUGUCCUUUGCUGAUGUCUUCGUGGCGCUGGGCCCCCAGCACCGGGCGUUUGGCAGCUACCGUGGGCGGGCUGAGCUGCAGGGUGAUGGGCCCGGGGACGCCUCUCUGGUUCUCCGAAACGUCACGCUGCAGGAUUAUGGGCGCUAUGAGUGUGAGGUCACCAACGAGCUGGAGGAUGACACUGGCAUGGUCAAGCUGGACCUGGAAGGCGUGGUCUUCCCUUACCACCCCCGUGGAGGCCGCUACAAGCUGACCUUCGUGGAGGCGCAACGCGCGUGCGCUGAGCAGGACGGCAUCUUGGCCUCAGCUGAGCAGCUGCACGCGGCCUGGCGCGACGGACUGGACUGGUGCAACGCGGGCUGGCUGCGCGACGGCUCUGUGCAGUACCCGGUGAGCCAGCCCCGGGAGCCCUGCGGCGGCCUGGGCCUGGCCGGGAGCGCCGGAGCUGGCGGCGGAGCUUCGGGGGGUGUGCGCAACUACGGCUACAGGCACAACGCCGAGGAACGCUACGACGCCUUCUGCUUCACGUCCAACCUCCCCGGGCGCGUGUUCUUCCUGAAACCUCUGCGGCCCUUGCCCUUCUCGGGAGCAGCGCGCGCGUGCGCGGCUCGCGGCGCGGCCGUGGCCAAGGUGGGGCAGCUGUUCGCCGCGUGGAAGCUCCAGCUGCUGGACCGCUGCACCGCGGGCUGGCUGGCCGACGGGAGCGCGCGCUACCCCAUCGUGAACCCGCGCGCGCGCUGCGGCGGCAGCAGGCCAGGCGUGCGUAGCCUAGGCUUUCCAGACGCCGCGCGCCGCCUCUUCGGCGUCUACUGCUACCGCGCGCCUGGUGCGCCGGACCCGGCACCGGGCGGCUGGGGCUGGGGCUGGGCCGGAGGCGGGGGCUGGGCCGGAGGCGCGCGCGACCCCGCCGCCUGGACCCCGCUGCGCGUCUAGGCCUGCGCUGUGGACCGCUGGGGCGCUUGGCGGCUGGCCGAGUGCCCUUCAGCCCCUUGGAGACAAACCACACUUCUGGAGGCUGGCCAUGCCUCUUGCGGUCCUUGAACCCUGGCCACGCCCUCUGAGGUUCCUAGAGACUGGCCAGUCCUGGGAGCCAAGUCCCCUGGAGAUCAACCAAGACCCACCUUUCCUGGACAGCGGACUUCACCUCCUAUCCCAGCUUUCUCCAGGAGACAGGGAACACCUCUGCGAACCCCUGGAGACCAAUAGAUCUUGAGGUCUCCUGAACACUGGACAUGCCUCCAGAGGGCUUCUGAAACUACCCCCAUGGUCACCUGGAGGCUGGACCCCCAGGAUUAUCUGGAGACUGACCACACGUCCAAUGCAUCUCCCUGGAGAUCGAAGGUCAGACCUCCUAAGGUCACCUGGACACCGAACCAUCUCCCCAUCACCUGUAGAGAAACCAGAAACCUCAGAAUUCAUCAGUUGACCAUGCCCAGGUGAUCACAUGAAGACUAUGGGCCUCUUCCUUAGGGUGACCUGUAGAUUGGUUACUCCCAUUCUCCCCCCUUCUCUCAUGAGUCUGCCAAGGUUUCCAGAGUAACAGGCCAUGUCCCCAGAUCACCAUGGAGAACACCCUAACUCCUCUAGUGUCAGGGGAGACCACCUUUGUCUGUCCCUGUUAAGACAGAUUGACAUGGGCAUUCUCCUAUGAGGCAGCAUGUUUAGGAUCCAGCAUUGUCACUGCAAUGGCUUGGGUCACUGCUGUGAGGUGGGUUUGAUCCCUGGUGGGGGAGCUUCAACAUGCUGAGGUGUGUGGCCAAACCAAGAAACAAACAAAAAAGGCAAUUGACACGCCCUGGCAGCCAUGCCCCAUCCCUCAGGGGUCUCUCUGGAGGCCUUCACCUGAUAGCCCCUUUCCUGGCUGUCACCAAAGAGACCAUCUCCCCAGCCCAGGGCCUGUAAAAUCCAUGUCAUUUUCUAUGGAGACAAGCUGCCCCACUUCCCUUUGUUACCAAGGCAACCAGCCCAGCUUCGACCUGUCACCUAGAGUCAGACAGCCCUUCCUACAUCAGUCACACCCAUGGAGAUAUUGCCUCCCUCCUCCAGCUGUAACCAUGGAUACCAUGCUUUUCUCAUAUCACUGGCCUUCACCCCAGAGACCUGCAGCUCCACUCCCACUGUCCUCAUCCUGACAAACAGCCAUGGAGACCAUCCUCUCACCCAGCUGUCCUGGGAAUGAUCCAACUUUCGGUUCUCCAGCUCUCACCAUGGAAACAGGCUGCUCCUUUCUGCAGGGCACCCCAGCUUCUUGCCGCCCUCCAAGCUCUGCCCUCAGGUGGUUUGGACCCCACAGCUGUAGCCAUGGAGACCAAACUCUGGUGUCUGAGGUAACACAACACCUGUCCCCUCAAGGCUUUCCCUUGUUGGUAGGGCACACCCCUCCAAACUGUCACCAUAGGGACUGUCAACGUCAUUCCCAUGACAACUGACUUUCCAGUUCUCAGGAACUUCUUGCCAUGGGCCAGAACUGUGUCCCUGCACCAAAUGGGCUGCCCCUGCACCAAAUGGGUUGCCCCUGCACCAAAUGUGCUGCCCCUUCACCAAAUGGGCCCACCUCCAAGCAGUAUCCCAGAUCUGGCUGGAUUACUUUAGCUGCUGGACACCCUUCAUUUGCACGCUAAUUAUAUUCCAGACAACGGCUGUGCACGAGACCCCUUGCAACACUCAGAUGAGCAAACUGAGGCUCUGGCGUGCCCCUACCCUUUGUGCUGUGCAAGCACGAGGCUCACUCUCUCUCUGAGACCACAUCUCCAUUCUCACUGAGCCCCUCCCUCCUUUCCUAACCUCUUUCCCAUGACAUUUCCCUUCUUAGAGAUCCAGGAGAGAUGGAAUUGUCUUUAAACCUCAAAAUCCCCUCUGAGUUCCAGGUUCUAAGGGGUGAUUCCUGCUAAGAAGUCAAGACUCAAACUCUCCAGUGUUAAGAGGCAGUGUCAAGGGAGACUGUCCAUGAGCAAGGCCACCCUAGCUUUUGGAUACUCUAGAUCAAAGUCUUGCCUGGAAUACCACUGGGGUUCCUCCUGGAGCCCUUCUUACUGUCACAUCCAUCUCCAGGAAACCCAUCUGAGGGUUUUGGAACUGGGUGUUCCUGGGUUUGAAUCUUGCCUCUGUGACCAAGUGACAAAACCCCUGAUCCUUUUUCCUUCUCUGUACUAGGGCUGUUCUAAGGUCCCAGUGAGUGCAAAGUGUACAGCAGGGGCUCAAUAAAUCUUUUUUUUUUUUUU
This is a messenger RNA of Phacochoerus africanus (Common warthog), 3594 nucleotides long. RefSeq names its product hyaluronan and proteoglycan link protein 4 (gene HAPLN4). Gene Ontology annotation, molecular function: hyaluronic acid binding. Gene Ontology annotation, biological process: cell adhesion. Bases 98 to 1306 code for a protein of 402 amino acids. Lineage: Eukaryota; Metazoa; Chordata; Mammalia; Artiodactyla; Suidae. The transcript has 5 exons. The record is from RefSeq and is a predicted model, not a curated record.